Schistosoma turkestanicum is the source of this 770-nucleotide messenger RNA. The record is from the annotation of a GenBank genome assembly. Lineage: Eukaryota; Metazoa; Platyhelminthes; Trematoda; Strigeidida; Schistosomatidae.
UUUCGAGGUCGAUUCUGGGCGUGUAAUUGGCGGCUUUUCCGAUUUUGACACCUGUGACGCAUUCUCCGACUUAUUCGACCAAUUUCUAGUCGCGAUUACCAUUUUUUAUUGAUCACAUGCUUGUGUUAUUUCUUGUAGUUGUGGAUCGCCUACUCCAUUAAAUAUCAUCUCCCAUACUUUAUUCUCUUAUCUUCAGCAUACGAAGUACCCUCAGACUAAACGUAAACCUACUAAAGCCCAUACGUUUCACAUAAAUCUGAGUCAUCUCUAUCUAUUUUUAGAUGCAAUUUUUGAUAUUAUUUAGUCGACAAGGAAAGUUAAGACUCCAAAAGUGGUAUGUUUCUUAUACUGAAAAGGAAAAGAAAAAGAUUCUACGCGAUCUCACUACGAUUGUGCUUUCGCGAAAGCCGAAGAUGUGUUCGUUUAUUGAAUGGAAGGACUUAAAAGUUGUAUAUCGUCGAUAUGCUAGUCUAUACUUCUGUGCUGCAAUCGAGCCCCAUGAUAAUGAGCUGUUGACUUUGGAAAUAAUCCACAGAUAUGUGGAACUUCUAGAUAAGUAUUUUGGUAGCGUCUGUGAAUUGGACAUCAUAUUUCAUUUUGAAAAGGCUUAUUAUGUAUUGGACGAAUUUAUGUUGGGAGGAGAAGUUCAGGAGACUGGUAAAGAAAGCGCCUUAAAUGAUAUUGACAUGCAAGAUCUAAUUCAAGAAGAGGAGUGUAAAACCAAAGAGGAACAAGCAGAUAUAAGUGUGGUCGAUGUUUCUGGAUUUUGA